AUGUCGGCUCUUCCUGAGCGGCAGAGGAGGCUCCUGACUGCCUUUGGUUAUGUCCAGUGUGACCUUCUGAGAGAAACAGAUGGAAAGGGAUGCCAGAUCAGUGGCCUCCACAAGUCUGGAGGAAUCAACCAUCAAUUUCUUCUGGAACGGAGAGACCCUUCCCCUCCUCCUCGCCCCAGAGACAGGGCUUGCCUGCUGGAAGAGCGGUUAUACAGCCAGGAGAGGACCACGGCUUUCCUCCUCCAUCAGGCUUUCCGAAUCAAAGACGACAUCAUCUCCUACCUCCAGGGAAGCAAAGGUUAUCAGCACGGGGAGAGUGCUGACCAACAGCUGCUGGAAAACCACAUCCAGACCAUUACCAGCAUCGUUAAAAAGCUCAGCCAGGACAUUGAGGUUUUGGAGAGGCAAAUAAGAACAAGGGAUGGUGCUGCAGUGGAAACUAAUUUUGCAGUUCAAAGUCUGGAUCAUAAAUAUAUCCAGGGUCUUGGAGACCUGCGUGGAAGAGUGGCAAGAUGCGAGGCAAGCAUUGCGAAGCUGUCGGGAGACAUCAGUAUUAUCAGGCGCGAGGCCCAGAAGACUGAUAAAGAGAUUUAUGGCCUUCACUCUGCCCUUAAAAUUUAUGUUGGAGAUUUUGAGAAGAAGGUAAUGCAGCUAUUAGACAAGAUAGAGACUUCCAACUCUGAUCAAAGCUCAAAUUUAAAGACAGUCCCGGGAGAUCAACAUCACGAACUGCAACUUCUGGAUUUCAAGUUGACAAGUAUUCUAAGUGACUUCAGGGAUCAGAUACAGACUCAUCAGAAGCGGACAGAAGCGCGGUUGACACGAUCUGAAGAAGAUCAAGCCCAGCACAGGCAUCAGCUGCUUAACUGGGUGAAGGAGAGACUGGAAGGCACAGAAAAAAGAGUAGAAGAAAAGCUCCUACUUCUGUCACUAAAGCUAGAACAAAUAGAUAAACCACAGAAAUACAAAAAGCAGUUGAACCAGAUGAAAAGCGAUGAAAAAAACCUGCACGCGAGAAUCACCAGAUUUGAAAGACAGAUUUGGAAGGAGCUUGAGGAAAUCCAAAAUGAAUACAGAUCAGGAUUUCAAUCCAUUCGUGAGUCUCUGGAGCUGCUCAAACAAAUACAGAAUACAAAGCUGAAACUUGAAAAAAAGAAAAUUCAGAAAGACAUUAAAAAGAAACAAUGA
This is a messenger RNA of Harpia harpyja (harpy eagle), 1188 nucleotides long. It is a transcript of the gene FAM81B, whose product is annotated as family with sequence similarity 81 member B. The record is from RefSeq and is a predicted model, not a curated record. The transcript has 8 exons. Lineage: Eukaryota; Metazoa; Chordata; Aves; Accipitriformes; Accipitridae. The coding region runs from base 1 to 1188 and encodes 395 amino acids.